Molecule: messenger RNA, 2242 nt
Organism: Myotis brandtii (Brandt's bat)
Lineage: Eukaryota; Metazoa; Chordata; Mammalia; Chiroptera; Vespertilionidae
Gene: MCU
Product: mitochondrial calcium uniporter
Exons: 8
Coding region: 1-960 (319 amino acids)
Biological process (GO): mitochondrial calcium ion homeostasis; calcium import into the mitochondrion
Cellular component (GO): uniplex complex; mitochondrial inner membrane
Molecular function (GO): calcium channel activity; uniporter activity
Source: RefSeq, a predicted model, not a curated record
AUGCAAAUUAUGACUAUGGUGAAAUACUGUUCACCUGUGACAUUGCAAAAUAAAAAGGUGCACCAGAGGCUUUCUUGGCAGAAUUUGGGUGUUGCUUAUUGCAGUACUGUUGUGCCCUCUGAUGAUGUGACAGUGGUGUAUCAAAAUGGGUUGCCUGUGAUAUCUGUGAGGCUACCAUCCCGGCGUGAACGCUGCCAAUUCACACUCAAACCUAUCUCAGACUCUGUUGGUGUGUUUUUACGACAACUACAAGAAGAGGAUCGGGGAAUUGACCGAGUUGCAAUCUACUCACCAGAUGGCGUCCGAGUUGCUGCCUCAACAGGGAUAGACCUCCUUCUCCUUGAUGACUUUAAGCUGGUCAUUAAUGACUUAACAUAUCAUGUCCGACCACCAAAGAGAGACCUCUUAAGCCAUGAAAAUGCAGCAACGCUGAACGAUGUAAAAACACUAGUCCAGCAGCUAUACACUACACUGUGCAUCGAGCAGCACCAGCUAAGCAAGGAGAGGGAGCUUAUCGAAAGAUUAGAAGAUCUCAAAGAGCAACUGGCGCCCCUGGAAAAGGUACGAAUUGAGAUUAGCAGAAAAGCUGAGAAGAGGACCACUUUGGUGCUAUGGGGUGGACUUGCUUACAUGGCCACACAGUUUGGCAUUUUGGCCCGGCUUACCUGGUGGGAAUACUCCUGGGACAUUAUGGAGCCUGUCACCUAUUUCAUCACUUAUGGAAGUGCCAUGGCAAUGUAUGCAUAUUUUGUAAUAACACGCCAGGAGUAUGUUUAUCCAGAAGCCAGAGACAGACAAUACUUAUUAUUUUUCCAUAAAGGAGCCAAAAAGACACGUUUUGACCUAGAGAAAUAUAAUCAACUCAAGGAUGCAAUUGCUCAGGCAGAAAUGGACCUUAAGAGACUGAGAGACCCAUUGCAAGUACAUCUGCCCCUCCGACAAAUCGGUGAAAAAGAUUGAUCUGCAAAGAGCCUCUGAAUCCCAGCAGAAAGAACACUUGUUUAUAACUAUUGCCUUUUUAAUUAAAACAUUACAGGUGGAAGCUGGGAGCCAUGUUGGGGUGGAGGGUUUUUACCUUUAAUUAAAAACAAAACAACAAGGAAGUUAGGGAAGAAAGGAAUGUUAAAAUCUGAAGAUCAAGCUUUGUGAAAUAUAAGCUCAAAGGGCUUAGUUAAUAUUGUCUUAAUCAAGCAUCUCAGUUCCUGGAUGAAAUAAGUUAUAUAUUUGAGAGAUUCAGAAAGAGUAAAUGAUGCUGGGGUGUUAGUUUCUUGCAUCUUCUUUGCAGGUCAGCAAAACAGUAACACACCAGCACCCCACUCAGCUCUAUUUUUUUUUUAUUUAACUUUUCUUAUUUUUGACAUAGGAGUCAAUAAACAGACCAGAAAAGCAUAUCCUCAAGAUAUGUGGGUGGCAAACAGAGUCUGAGGCCAGACAUUAGCAUUUACUUUAAAUUGGACCCAGCCUCUACAAGUAAACAGGAAUCCGCCCCACUUGUGCCCCUUUUCUGACCACCCACCCCUGUUGGUUACAUUAAUUUUAUCCAUAUGAUUAUUGGAACCAAUUUAUGACUGUUUGAUGAUUGACACUCUGGAUUAAGCCUUCUUACAUGUCUUUAUAUUCCAGUGCUCUGGAUCAGUAUCUAGGAAUCAUUGGCAACACUGUAUGAAGUUUUUUUGUUUUGUUUUGUUUUGUUUUGUUUACUAAUUAAUUUUUGAGGGGAGGCAGAAUUUCCCUCCUUUAACUACCCCAUUGAUAUUCCACUCUCCCUCCAUAACUCAAAUUGGAGGGGGAGUGUUCAGCUGUAUUACCAAAUCAGAAAGAUGAAAGGUUUACAAAGUGGCUAAAAAUCAUGUCUGUGUAGCCAUUUCAGAACCAGAAUGAUUUCAUUGCUGUUAAUCUGCUUGUGUGACAGCAUUCAAGGCCAGGCCACCAGAUGCCACUGUCUCGUCUGGAGGCUUUGUCAGUCUCGAAGGACACACACACUUGAACCCUGUUUGUGAGCCCUCCCACCUCCACCACUUCAGGAGUUGUAAAUCAAGUGUGUGGAUCACAAAGGGUGCAAUUUAUCUUUAUACAGGCAUACAUUUCUAUGGCUCCUUUCGGCCUACCUUCUUCACCCAAUUUUUUCUUAAAUUGAGAGAAAGAAGCAUUAAUCUUAUACUCUAUCAAAUAUUUUCUACCAUAUUUCCAGUUGACAUGUGCACUUGAAAAUCAAAGGCAUCUGUCCAAUAUUCUGUUUUUA